AGAAAAAUGUCGGAGGACGAUACUAAAUUAAUCAAAAUGAUCAAUGACCCAGAAAAAUUAGAUGAAAAGUUACUGCAUGAAUUGGUUUAAAAACUCUGCAGCAGGAAAUCUGGAUAGUUAGAAUAUGAUGGAUUGACUUAUUGUUAACUUUCUGGAGAGGUUAUUGGAGAAUAAAGCACGAUCAAGUUAAUGAUAUAGCCAAAACAUUUUAUAGUAGUCUUAAAACAUAAGUUAAAAUAAUUGAUUGAAAAAUACUGCUUUAUUAAUGGUGCAUUCGAAUAAUCCUUUGCGAAAAUAUACAAAAUUAAUAUUUUGGAACACUUCAAUAAUCCUCAAGAUUUCAAAGAUUACGAACUUUAAUCUAUAGAAAUAUCUGAUCUUAUCUUAUAACAGGUGUACGGCAAAGAAGAAUAUUAAUAAAUUCUCAAAAAGUAAUAGAAAUAUUAAAUCUUAGUAUUGAAAAACAGACCCAAUUAAUAUAUCAGGAUCCUUAAAUGGGAGGUGAUGUUACUUUUGUUUGUCCGAUAACAAAAUAAACAUAUAUAACAUGUCUAGAGAGUAUUAAUCUUUAAGGUCAACCCUAUAGUCUUGAAGGAGCUCUUUACAUUUUAAACAAUCAUAGUUAGAAGCUGUUUUCUCAUUAAAUUGAGUAUCUAAAAAAAAUCCAAAAGUUAAAAGAGGAGAAAGGGAAUUAGGACAAUUAGAAAUUUGAAUCAAUAACUUUCUAGUGUCCAAAAAAUUAAUAAAUGUAUUACACUUGUAUUGAAGGGAUUAAAUUAAAAUAAAAUAUUUACAGCGUUGAUGGAUUAUUAUAAUCAUUUUAAUCACAAGAUAAAGAGCUAAAUUCAGAUGAAUAUUAGAAUGUGGUCAAUUAUUUAAAAAAAAUUAAGAAAGUCCAAAAAUAAUGAAGAAAUACGAUUGAUAACGUGGUUCAUCAUCAUGAUAUUUAGUUUUUUGUCAUAGAUCAUCGACUAG
Molecule: messenger RNA, 975 nt
Organism: Paramecium octaurelia
Lineage: Eukaryota; Ciliophora; Oligohymenophorea; Peniculida; Parameciidae
Source: the annotation of a GenBank genome assembly